UGAGGAGAUCCGGCUAGAGGGGAGGCUCCGACGUCUCCUUCCUUCCUGGUUCCUGCUGCAGCUGCCGCCACUGCUCAGCUCCGUAAGCAGGGAGCUGGCGGCUCGGAGACGGUGACAGAGGCGGAGCGGUGCGCGGGCCAAGGAGCACUGGUGUCCAUGGACCCUGGGGUAAGGGGGCCGCGCUGGCAUCAGCUGACAUUCCCCAAGAAGGGGACAUUCACCUGAAGCUGGUGGGUCUGCUCUUCCAGAGAUGAGGGCGGGAAUGGAGGUGGAAAGGGGGCACCCACCUGGUUCACCUCGACCUGCACCCUCUACUAACAGAGCCUCCCCUCCACCCGCAAGCAGUGAGGGGCCAGGAUCCCACGGAGCCAGGAAAAGGGCACAGAGACACCCAAAACACUGGAGAGUUUGUUAACUUUCAAUGGCUGAAUGUAGGAGUUUUCCCCCCAGGUCAGCCUCUGGUAGCAUGGGCCCCUCUGCCCUGAUCUCCUGGCCACCCGCACCCCACCACGUCCCUGUCCCCUCCUGGCCUCAGCUCCACCGGAAGAUCUGGGCUGCUUCCCCAGCUUCAGGCCAACCUUGCCCCUCCAGUCCCCUCCCCCAUCUCACACACACAGCCUCAUGCAUUAUGGAUCUCCCCGUGGAGCCAGGAUGGCCAGGGCUGGUGCCAAGGGCGCCUGUGGGCACUGCUGCGGGGCCUGUGCGGUCCUUGGCAUGUGUCUCCAGUGGUUCGUCCCCCGCUCUCUCCAGGUGGAUGGUACUUCUUAGGAGCCCCAGGGAUGGGGAUGAAAGAAAGGAGGCUUGGGGGACGGGGGGACAGAGGGUCCGAAGUGGGCAUCCUAGGGGGGCGAUUGAUGGGAGGCACAGGGGAAAAUGCGGGCUGUCUCAGGCCUCAGUUUCCUCAGGCAGAAAAAUGGGAGCCCAGGAACUAGAGGAUAUGGAGGCCAAUUGGUGGGGAGCUGGGGUCAAGAGGUUGGGGGGCUCUGUAAAGGGAUGGCAGAGGAGUCUCCAUGCUGUGGUGCUGGGCUCAGGGAUCCUGGCGGAAGAGGAGCUGGGUUGAGAUCUCGCAUGUCUAGUCUCUGGAUUCCUCUGUCCUAUUUUGGGGCCUCUUCCUUCACUCCCCUGCCUCACCUCUGAUUACCCCCAGGGAAUCCUCCAGAGAAAGCAUGGGGUGUUUCCUGGAGCCGGGGAACGUGUGAGUGCCUAAGGUGGGGCAGGGCUGACUUUUCGAGGUUUUCUUUUGGCACCGGCCUGCCUGCUGCGCGCUCCACCUCUCUGGGCAGCGGGCGCUGAGACCUGCCCAGAGUGGGGUGGGGACAGGCUUGGGAGAGGUGUGGCAGGUGAGCGGAAGAUGUGCUCGGGGGCUCUCAUCCCAGAGGGUGCAAGAGGGGCUGGAGGUGGGGAAGGUGAUAGACGAGUCUGUGCUAACAGGGUCUCUCUCUGCUUCAAGGGCCCCCUCAGGACAAGGUGACAUCUUUCCCCCUCCACUCUCCUCUACGUCCUCAGCAGGGAGUGGCCACUCCCUUCCCCAUGGACUUCCAAGAGCGGGACCCUCCCUCCCUGGCUGAGAGCACACAGUCCGCCAAGCCCAGCAGUGCCCAGCAGGCCUCCGAGCUGUGGGAGGUAGUGGAGGAGCCUCGGGGCCGGCUGGGGGCAGAGGGUAUCAUGCCCGAGAGGCAGGAAGGCCACCUGCUCAAGAAGAGGAAGUGGCCUCUGAAGGGCUGGCACAAGAGAUACUUUGUGCUCGAGGAUGGGAUCCUUCACUACGCAACGACUCGGCAAGAUAUCACCAAGGGGAAGCUCCAUGGCUCCAUUGAUGUCCGACUGUCGGUCAUGUCCAUCAACAAAAAGGCCCAGCGCAUUGACCUUGACACUGAAGACAACAUCUACCACCUCAAGAUCAAAUCACAGGACCUGUUCCAGAGCUGGGUGGCUCAGCUGCGUGCCCACCGCCUGGCCCAGCACCUGGAUGUGCCCCGAAGCCUGCUGCCCAGCACCACUCACCGGAAGGUUCCUGGUGCCCAGCUUCCGGCAGCGGGUAGUGCCUCGGCUCUGCCAGGGGUUGGACCUCAGGAGAAGGUGUCUUCCUGGCUGAGGGACAGUGAUGGGUUAGACCGCUGUUCUCAUGAGCUCUCUGAGUGUCAGGGGAAGCUCCAGGAACUCCACAGACUCCUCCAGAGCCUGGAGUCCCUGCCCCGGAUCCCCUCAGCCCCUGUUAUCCCCACACACCAGGCCUCGGUGACGACCGAGAGACCCAAGAAGGGGAAGCGGACCAGCCGCAUAUGGUGCACACAGAGCUUUGCCAAGGACGACACCAUCGGGCGGGUGGGUCGUCUCCACGGCUCUGUUCCCAACCUAUCUCGCUACCUGGAGUCCCGGGACCCCUCGGGCCCCCGCGGGCUGCCACCCCCAGACUAUGCCCACGUGCAGCGCAGUUUCUGGGCCCUGGCUCAGAAGGUGCACAGCUCGCUCAGCAGUGUCCUGGCCGCCCUCACCACUGAACGGGACCGACUGAGGGACCUGCACCAGGGUUCGGAUCCAUCCAGGCUGGGGGUCUCUGAGGCCGCAGCCGGCCCGAGGCGCCUCCACUCGCUGUCCGUGUCCUCCGACACCACUGCAGACUCCUUCAGCUCCCUCAACCCCGAGGAGCAAGAAGCUCUGUACAUGAAGGGGCGAGAGCUGACCCCUCAGCUGUCCCAGAGCAGCGUCCUUUCCCUCGCUGAUUCCCACACAGAGUUCUUUGAUGCCUGUGAGGUUCUCCUCUCUGCCAGCUCUUCUGAGAAUGAGGGCUCAGAGGAGGAGGAGUCGUGCACCAGUGAAGUCACCACCAGCCUGUCCGAGGAGGUGCUCGACCUCAGGGGAGCUGAGCGCUGUCAGAAAGGAGGAGCCGUGGGACCACCCCGCCGCCGAUGCCUACCUGCGGCCAGUGGGCCCGGGGCCGACGUGAGCCUGUGGAACAUCCUGUGGAACAACAUCGGCAAGGACCUGUCCAAGGUGUCGAUGCCCGUGCAGCUCAACGAGCCACUCAGCACCCUGCAGCGGCUCUGCGAGGAGCUGGAGUACAGCAGCCUUCUGGACCAGGCCAGCCAGACCACCGACCCCUGCGAGCGCAUGGUGUACAUCGCAGCCUUCGCAGUGUCAGCCUACUCCUCCACAUACCACCGGGCGGGCUGCAAGCCCUUCAACCCUGUCCUGGGGGAGACCUACGAGUGCGAGCGGCCUGACCGAGGUUUCCGCUUCAUCAGUGAGCAGGUCUCCCACCACCCCCCCAUCUCGGCGUGCCAUGCGGAGUCUGAGAACUUCAUAUUCUGGCAAGACAUGAAGUGGAAGAACAAGUUCUGGGGCAAAUCCCUGGAGAUUGUGCCUGUGGGGAUGGUCAAUGUGAGCCUGCCCAGGUUUGGGGACCACUUUGAGUGGAACAAGGUGACGUCCUGCAUUCACAACAUCCUGAGUGGCCAGCGCUGGAUUGAGCACUACGGGGAGGUGCUCAUCCGGAACACGCAGGACAGCUCCUGCCACUGCAAGAUCACCUUCUGCAAGGCCAAGUACUGGAGCUCCAACGUCCAUGAGGUGCAGGGUGCCGUGUUUAGCCGAAGCGGCCGCGUCCUCCACCGACUCUUCGGGAAGUGGCCCGAGGGCCUGUACCGGGGACCCCCGCCGGGCAGUCAGUGCAUCUGGAAACCCAACUCAAUGCCCCCAAACUAUGAGCGCAACUUCGGCUUCACUCAGUUUGCUUUGGAGCUGAAUGAGCUGACGGCAGAGCUGAAGCGGUCCCUGCCUUCCACAGACACGCGGCUCCGGCCAGACCAGAGGUACCUGGAGGAGGGGAACAUACAGGCCGCCGAGGCCCAGAAGAGAAGGAUCGAGCAGCUUCAGCGAGACAGGCGCAAAGUCAUGGAGGAGAACAACAUUGUCCACCAGGCUCGCUUCUUCAGGCGGCAGACAGACAGCAGCGGGAAGGAGUGGUGGGUGACUAACAACACAUACUGGCGGCUGCGGGCCGAGCCGGGCUACGGGAACCUGGACGGGGCCGUGCUCUGGUAGCCCAGGCCCCAGGGGCAGGAGGCCCCGGUCCCCCCUCCUGCCCCCACCCCGCCACGGACACAUGGGCGAGGCCAGGCUCUCCCACUCACUGCCCUGGAGACCAAAGGGGAAGCCCUGGCUCUGGCCCUCUCCCCUCUGCCGGCCAGAGGGGCUGCAUCUCAGCCCAUCACCCACCCCUUGUUUGGGGUGGGAAGCAGUAUUCGUGCUUCCCCAGUCUUGUUGCCCCAGACAACCAGCAUGUAAGACCCUCCUUGCUCUGUCAACCCCUUCCUUACCCCCUGGGGUACUUGGGGGAGACUCCAGGCCCUCCAGGAUCUGUUCCCCAUUUCAGUGCCUUCCUAGGACACAGGGGACCCCUCGACGUUCCCCAGGAUUCCCAUGCCCAGGACUCGGGCCCCAGCUGUGAGGUUGGAGUGAGUGAAGGAGAGGGGAUGGCCUUUUCUCCCACCCCCGUCCCUCCCAUGCCCCAUCUCCAGCAUCUUCUCCCCCUGCCCUGGCCCAGAGGGGCUCCCUUUGCUUGGCCCUGGCAAUUUCUCCUAUCCUCCUGGAUCCCCUUCUCCCAAACUGCAAAACGCCUGCAGCUCCUUCGUCCCUGGUCCUCAAGUGGUUUCCUAAAGUCUCAGCUCAGUGGAUCCCCCAGAGCAGACAGGGCAGGAAGGGCGCCUGGCCUCUGACCCACCCGGAGUGAGCGAGCACUCAUGAGAGUGUUGGUUUGUGUAGAAGAGUGUGUGCGUGUGCCUGUGUACUGCUUGCGGGCGAGCAGGAUUCCUCGUGUAGGCCGGAUGUCCCCUGCGGGGGGUCCGCCACCAUUGCUGCUCAUUUUACCAGUCUGCCUCUGAUUAAGGUGAAUUGCUAUGACAUUCCAAACUCCAGUAAAGACUGU
Globicephala melas (long-finned pilot whale) is the source of this 4927-nucleotide messenger RNA. RefSeq names its product oxysterol binding protein like 7 (gene OSBPL7). Gene Ontology annotation, cellular component: intracellular membrane-bounded organelle; membrane; cytosol. The record is from RefSeq and is a predicted model, not a curated record. NCBI's taxonomy places the organism in Eukaryota, Metazoa, Chordata, Mammalia, Artiodactyla, Delphinidae. Gene Ontology annotation, molecular function: cholesterol binding.